Molecule: messenger RNA, 890 nt
Organism: Oncorhynchus gorbuscha (pink salmon)
Lineage: Eukaryota; Metazoa; Chordata; Actinopteri; Salmoniformes; Salmonidae
Exons: 2
Coding region: 100-816 (238 amino acids)
Source: RefSeq, a predicted model, not a curated record
UGGAGGUGAAUGUUUUGAUUUCAAACACCCUUUUUUUGUGGAGUAAACAAAGACGUACUGACUGACCUAAAUAGGCUAACCAACUCUGUCGUCUAAAAUAUGUCUAAACUACAGUCGUUGCGUGUGUUUUUAAAUGAUCGUUUAACCGCGGCUGCUGUGGAGAUUUUCGGUGCAGUUGAGAAAACGGUAGUGGAGUACCAGGAGGAGAAUGAUCGGCUACGGAGACUGCUGCGGAUCACACCAGAGAUACAACUAUGUAGAAGAGACUCCCUGCAGCUCUCUGCCCCUGAAGAGGAGGUUCCCCCUGAGCAGCAGCACUGUGAGCAGGAGUGGAGCCCCAGUCUGGAGCAGGAGGACCCAGAGACCAAACAGAUUAAAGAGGAACAGGAGGAAGUCAGGACCAGUCAGGAGGAAGAGCAGCUUCAAGGGCUCUUUGAUACUAAAGACUCCAUAUUCACUACUUCCUGUGUGAAAAGUGAAUGUGAUCUGGAGAACCCAUGUCAAGAAGCCGUAGUAGCUGAACACCCAACUCUCAGUCCACUGAAAACGUCUAAACUACAGUUGUUGAGUGUGUUUUUAAAUGAAUGUUUAACGGCAUCUGCUGCUGAGGAGAUUUUUGGUGCGAUUGAGAAAACGGUAGUGGAGUACCAGGAGGAGAAUGAUCGGCUACGGAGACUGCUGCGGAUCACACCAGAGAUACAACUAUGUAGAAGAGGUUUGUACAUAGAUCUACUGAUAGUUAGCAAUAGUUAUAGUAAAUUAAUAAACUGUUUGGGCUUUGAUCACCAUUUCAAAAAAUGUAAGCAUUUUAAUUAAUUUUUUACGCUGAAUGGAUGAUAAUAGCCACGACAUGUCAAUGCUUGGACAACCUAGGUUUUAAUGGAAAGAGA